AUGGCCAAAUAUCUCUUCAUCCCCUCUACCGUAGUCCUCCUCUUUUUCACAUUCCAAUGCUCCGAUGCUCGUUUCAAAAACGCGCUGUCUGCCGCGACAGACGAUACAUAUUGCAAAGCGGACAAGUGCGAACUGAAAUCGAACUGGAGCCAGCAAGGUAAAAAGCAUCAAACUCGAGAUUCGGCCACCGAUCACGGUCUGUCUGUUUGUGUGUUUGUGUGAUAGUUCCGGGAGCAGAACUCACGCUUUGUGUGCUCGAAAGAAUGUCAGCUUCCGAGCAGGCAGCAAAAGAAAAGUCUUGCAGAAGUGUGCGAUUACGUGAAUUGUAACGACAACGCGUGCGAAGGCGGCGGAUAUCUUCUGUGGACGCAGUACGUGGAAUGUGCUCCUUCUCCCGCCACUCGGGUACUUUCUCUCCGUCGUUCACUCCCCCGAACUCUCCGUCGUUCAGAUCCUUCUCAUCGUCGUCGGCGUCAUCUACAUGCUCAUUCUGUUUGUGAUGGUCAGUGCGGCAGCCGACGACUUCUUCUCGCCCUCCAUCUCCUCCAUCGUCGCCCAUCUCCGCAUCAGUGAAUCUGUGGCCGUCAGUUCCUUUUCCUUCCCUCCCUCUCAAUCCCUCUCUCUCACUUCCAGGGCGUCACCUUCAUGGCAUUCGGCAACGGCGCGCCCGACGUCUUCGGAUCCAUCGCUUCCGUUCUGAGCAGUCCCACUCCGAAGGCCGACCUCGCUCUCGGAGAGCUCUUCGGAGGCGGCCUCUUCGUCACCACAAUGGUCGUCUCCACCAUCGUGCUUACUUCUCCGUUCGACGUGGAAGUGUUCAGUACCAUCAGAGAUCUUCUCUUCUACCUCGUCGCGCUCUCAUUUCUCGGUUUCUGCUUCAUAUUCUACAAUCGAGUGACUCUCUGGAUGCCCUUAAGUUAGCUGUUCCCCUGUUUCAUUGGAUCAACAAUCAUUUUCCAGCCUUUCUGGGUCUGUACGUUCUCUACGUGCUCACAGUGUUCGGAGCACAGGCAGUACACAAUCGGAAAAGAAGAGCAAUGCAGAAGCAGAGCAGCAUGAAAAGUGUGCGGAGUCAGAGAAGUAGGCGGAGUCUGCACUCGAUAGCUCCGAUUCCCGAGGUUCCGGAGAUUUCAGUACAGGGACAGCGUGAGAACAUAUUCAUUCCUCUAAAGUUCUGUGCCUGAAUACAGUAACUCUUCAGCGCCGCCGUUCCCCGAAAUCUCAGUUGUCACAGAAGCAAUCGACAAACUGAAAGAGCACAUGGCUGAGAAGGCCCAAUCGAAUAGGCGGUACAUAAAAAGAGCGUCGUACAUGAUUUCCGGAGACGGGCACACCAACUCUCUCCAUCCGUAUUCCAACGGACAUUUGGGAGUCUCUCGGAGAGGUUUUACUUUCCUUUCGGCUUAUGUAUUCGAUCAUUUGAUUCUUUCCAGAAAGCGAACUAUCAAACGAGGACGAAGAGUUCGUUGUGAUCCACGGCCACGUAUUCCAAGGCCACGAGGCACGGAGCAGAGCGGCCAGUAUCGUUCCCGAGCCGAGGAGAAUUAGUAGUUGGCAGUCGAGGGAUGUGUUCACCGAUCUGGUUGAACACUUGGAUCCCCGUCCGGAUGACGAUGAAUGGGAAGAAAUGAACAUCAUCUCGAAAGUUCUCAGCAUCAUAAGUGUACUCCUCAACGUUCUUUUACUUGUUUCAAGUCAUUCUUUGCAGACAAUUCCCAUUCUACUAUUCAAACUGACAAUACCGCUGAAUGAGAUGAGUUGGUCGAAGCCACUGGCUCUCCUCCACGCAUUCACCUGUCCCGCCUUCUUAUUAUUCUCACUUCAAUGUAGGUUUCACCAUUUCACUUUGAAAAUUUGGCUCAGAAAAGGAUUGGAAAUAAUCACAUCGGUUCAUUCCAAGCGUUGGGAAAAGUAUUCUUCACUGCCAGUGCGGCAGCACUAACAGCGAAAAGUGUAUCAUAGCAGCAGCCGGCACUUUACGGGUUCCGCUCGCUGCUAUCUUUUCUGUUGCCGCUGGCUCCGCCUCCUUUCCUGCGACCUGAAUAGAGAAAAAACGGAGAGAAUGGUGAAAAGGCAACUUGACUUUUUAGAUUUUUAACGACAAAAUGUAAAUUUUCAAAUUCCUUUCAGUUUUGCUCAAAUCUCCGUUCUCUGGAAGUCCUGGAUUUUGGUUGUACGGAAUGAUUUUCUCGGCCGUUCUCGCUGCGCUCCUCAUCUUUUUCACGGAAUUGGGAGUUCAGCCUAAGUAUUAUAAGGUUUUUUAUCGUUCUGAAUACUGUAAAAUACGUUAAUAACAGGAAUUAUAUUCGUACGCGGGAUUCCUGAUGUCGAUCGCGUGGAUCUAUCUUAUUUCAUCUGAAGUCGUGAACGUCGUGACGAUGCUCGGAGUCGUCUCCAGAAUAUCCCACGAGGUAUCCGCCUGUUUUCAAUUUGUGCUCAGCGUGUACUUCAGGUUCUCGGGCUCACAAUUCUCGCGUGGAGCAACAGUAUCGGCGACCUGAUUGCUGACGUUUCAGUCGUCAAACAAGGGUAUCCGAGGAUGGCAAUGGCCGCAGCGAUCGGAGGUCCUCUGUUCAGUGAGUAGAGAAGCGAAGUGCUCGGGAACCUUUGAAUUUCAGAUCUUUUGAUGGGAUUCGGAUUGCCAUUCAGCAUAGCCAAGUUACAGGGAAAAUAUAUAUCGGUGACGAUUUCUAAUAAGGCUUCUCAUGAUCGCUUUCUAUUUUCAGAUGACUAUAAAUCCGACGUACCGCCUCCUGAUCGUAUUUUUGGCGAUCUCGCUGCUCGCCACUCUGAUAGGUGAGAAACUGUCCGAAAUGUCUGUGAAAACCCCGAUGAUUUCAGGGAUUCCGGUGCAGAAAUUCCGUCUUCAAAGGCCUCAUGCCGCCGUCCUCAUAACCAUUUAUGUGACUUUCAUCCUUUUCGUUCUCCUCUCCGAAACGGGCGUUCUCGUCUGGAAUUAACACUGCCCAUUCUGUACAACUUUCGAGCGUUCCGUUCUCAUUUCGACACGAUCAAAACGGGUGUUUCCUAUGUGAUAAGCUGUAAAGUAUAAAAUAAAAUAUUCGGAAAAUGUUGACUCCCAUCAUAAUCGACGAAUUUUUAUCGCAGACACACAAAAAAAUUUAAUUGCCCCCGCCUUUCUCAUGCGAUUUCCCCUCCGUUUCCCUUUCGUUUGGUCUUGACCAUAUUUUGAUUCGAGCUGAAAUAUUUACAUUCAGAUGAGACUAUUAUUACUUUUUGUUAUCAUUACAUGUGGUUGUUACGGGUGGCAGGCUGACGUGGGGAAGUUGGUUCGGAAGUGGAAGAGCGAAACGGACGCACACUGCGUACUGGACGACGGAGAACAGUGCAGUGUUCAGAAGAACUGGACGAGUUCACGUGGGUUCCACUGGCCAGGACUACGGUAGCUACUGUCAUCGUUCAUUUCAGAAGUUUGCGAGUAUGUGAAGUGCAACGCUGACAACUGCGAAGGCGGCGGAUAUCUUCUGUGGACGCAGUACGUGGAAUGUGCUCCUUCUCCCGCCACUCGGGUACUUUCUCUCCGUCUUUCACUCCCCCGAACCCUCCGUCCUUCAGAUCCUUCUCAUCGUCGUCGGCGUCAUCUACAUGCUCAUUCUGUUCGUGAUGGUCAGUGCGGCAGCCGACGACUUCUUCUCGCCCUCCAUCUCCUCCAUCGUCGCCCAUCUCCGCAUCAGUGAAUCUGUGGCCGUCAGUUCCUUUUCCUUCCGUCCCUCUCAAUCCCUCUCUCUCUCACUUCCAGGGCGUCACCUUCAUGGCAUUUGGCAACGGCGCGCCCGACGUCUUCGGAUCCAUCGCUUCCGUUCUGAGCAGUCCCACUCCGAAGGCCGACCUCGCUCUCGGAGAGCUCUUCGGAGCAGGGCUUUUCGUGACGACCAUGGUGCUGGCAGUCACUAUCUUCAGUCGACCUUUCGUGGCAGAAGUAUGUGUUUAUCACUCUUUUAUCGCUCUUUCUAAAUUUCUUCUUUGUCAGGUCUUCAGUUCAAUUCGAGACAUUACCUUCUAUGUGUUCGCUCUGGCGUUUCUGGCAUUCUGUUUCAUUUUGUACGAUCAUGUCGAGAUCUGGAUGCCUAUCAGUCUGUUCCCUUACUUUUCUAGAAGACCCUUCAUUUCCAGCCUUUCUCGGGAUUUACCUACUCUACGUUUGCACUGUAAUCUGCUCCCAAGUCCUCCAUCAUCGUCAGAAGAAAGUGCAUGAAGCCCGAAAGGAAACAGAAGCGAAGCCAGCCGAUAAUGUGUCGGUCACCAGUGCGGAAGACGACGAAGAUAUCUACGUCAGCCACGGCCACCACGUCCUUCACGCUCACGAUAUUCUGAAGAGCAGAGGGAACACGGUGAUGACGGAGCCGCUGGUCAAAUGGACGGUCCGCGGAGUGAUCGGUGACCUGCAAGAGCACCUGAGACCAUGGCCACAGAAGGAAGAUUGGCACGAGAUGAAUAUGUUCCAGAAGACCAUUUCGGUUGUGAAUGUGAGUUUGAUAGAGAUGGAGAAGAUGUUCUAAGCAGUGCACUUUCAGACAGUCCCGACGUUGCUCUUCAAACUUACGAUCCCUCAGAACGAGCAGCCGUGGUCCGAGCCAGUGUCCCUUCUCCAGUGCUUCACCUGUCCUGUUUUCUUCCUGUUCUGCAUUCAAGGUCUCCUAAUUUCUUUUCUUCAGUUCCUCUCAAUUACCUUUUCAGUCAUCACAAUCUCUCCGUUCACCGGCUCCCCCGGACUCUGGCUUUACGCUCUCAUUCUCUCCGUCCUUUUGGCGGUCUCGCUCUUCUUUUUCACAGAUUUACACGAUGAACCACAGUUCUACAAAGUAUGAUUGUGUUCUGAAGUUGUUUUCUAAUCGGAUUUGUUCAGGGAAUUACUUCGUAUGUCGGAUUCCUGAUGUCGAUCGCGUGGAUCUAUCUGAUUUCAUCUGAAGUCGUGAAUGUUGUGACGAUGCUCGGAGUUGUUUCCAGAAUAUCCCACGAGGUAUCCGCUUGUUUCCAAUUUGUGCUCAGCGUGUACUUCAGGUUCUCGGGCUCACAAUUCUCGCGUGGAGCAACAGUAUCGGCGACCUGAUUGCUGACGUUUCAGUCGUCAAACAGGGGUAUCCGAGGAUGGCAAUGGCCGCAGCCAUUGGAGGACAACUUUUCAGUAAACUCUGUUCCAGUUCUUAUCUUUCCAUUUUCAAGCUUUUCAGAUCUUCUGAUAGGUUUCGGAUUACCAUUCACAAUUGCCAAAAUUCAGGGAAAGUCGAUAUCUGUCAGUACUUUCCCAUUUUUUACAGUUCUCACUAGCGAGUUUCAGAUGCUGAUCAAUCCCACAUAUCGCCUUUUGAUGCUCUUCCUCGGAAUCUCAUUAAUAUUCACUUUUAUCGGUUAGUCAGGCUACGAAGGAACACGCACUAACACCCCGUUUUUCAGCAAUGCUGACUCAAAAGUUCUAUCUCCGACGGGCUCACUCAUUCUGCCUUGUAUUUAUUUACAUCUCGUUUUUUGUAUUUAUUGGACUAUCUCUUGAUAAUGUACUGGUUUGGAAUUGAAAUAAACGGGUUAAAGUUUGCUUUGUCGCGAAAAUGCUCCGAUGGAAGUGCGCUCUAUUGAGAAUGAGGAGACGGAGAGAAAACGGGAAUCGGGGAGUGCGCAGAGAAAAUUACGGUUUUUAGAACGAAUAAUUGGAAACUCUGACAGAAGUCAGAAGAAACAAAUGUUCUGAAGUACAAAAUGGAAGAAACGGAGCCAGGUGAGCCGAAAAGACUUCUAAAAAACUAAAAAGUCUUGAUUUUCAGUGUACACCUACUGCGAAAACGUCCCUUUCAACGAAACCGAAGUGAUAGUGGAAACAACCCCGGAGAGCGACAUUUCAGUAGACGGAGACGUGGAAGUUUACGAAGAACAAGUGGAAAUUGAAGAAGAAAUUGAAGAUGAUUCUUUUUACGUGGAAGUUGUAGAUGAAGUCGAAGAAAAACAACCAAAAGAAUCGAAGAAUCCGCAUGUUAGACGAAGAGAACAGAGAGGCGGUCAGUUAUUCGGUCUAAAAAAUAAAUCCAAAAACGAGAUUCUUCCAGACUCAAUUCGGCUAGGAGUUUCUGCUCAAGAAAUCGAUGUCACAGAAAUUGGAAGAACAUUGAUCAUGGGAGCUGCAGACCACUCACUGAAUAAAGCGCUUCUGGACAAAUCUGUGAAAACGGGAGUAUCAGAAGCCGCCUACCUGGGCGACAUUUCAAUGGAGGCUCUCGUGCACGGACUCAUGUCUCCUACUGCCGCAAUUGUCGAUCCGAGAUUUGCCAUGACUGGAAAUGCGCUGAUGUGGAAUGUUUUGAAAGCAAACAUGCGUGAAGUGAAGACCUCGAUCAUGAUGAGAACGGCUCAGUCGUAUACGGAACCACGCUUCGACCAUUUCGAUCUGACUGCCUCAAACAUUGUAAAUGCUUCGAAAGAAUACGAAAUUCCGCCGACUGGUGUAUUCACAAAUGGCGAUCUGUACUACGUAUUCAACAUGCUCACCUUCCGUCACCACGCUAAGCUUCUCAACAAAACGAAGCAAUUUCUCAAGGCCUAUUUCAUCGUUGCCUGCCGUCCCAGAUGCAUGAUUUGGAGGUACACUCUUCGAAGGACCGGAAACAGUCACAAGAAAGCGAUUCUCAAUUUGCCGAGUGAAAUCGUCAAUGCUCUGUUGCGUAUGAAUUAUGAUAAUGAAAUAACUCACAAAAAUAACUUGGUUUUCAGGCAUUCUUCUCGAUCUGACUGGAAUCGGAAAUGGAUCAACGCUUUUCGAAGACCUCAAUCGAUCAACGCCAUUCUUCAAAUCGCUCGGAAUGGACGAAAGGUCUCAAGAGCUGAAAUAUCUGGAGUUGUGUCAAUUGAAGGAUCCACUCUAUGCUUUUUUCCGUGAAUGCAUCACUGAUUGCUUGUAAGUCUAUUACCUCAUCCUAUCAUUUAAAAAAACAUGUUCUUCAGAAAUGAGAUCCGUGAAAUGCCGUUCUGCAUUAAAACUGGAACAAUUGUGGGUCCGUUGCGAGGACGGAUGCCCGAGGCGACAUAUGUGACGUGGAAGGAUUACGAGGUGCUGCUCAGGAAAGAGCAAGACGUUCCAUCGGAGUUGAACACAAGAAAACGACACAAAUUUGAGUAAGUGACCAAUGCUUGAAAAUUUGAAAUCGUUCAUUUUCCAGACAAAAAUUAUGCGACGUGGUACCUCGUCGCUGA
This is a messenger RNA of Caenorhabditis sp. 36 PRJEB53466, 7200 nucleotides long. The record is from the annotation of a GenBank genome assembly. NCBI's taxonomy places the organism in Eukaryota, Metazoa, Nematoda, Chromadorea, Rhabditida, Rhabditidae.